Aegilops tauschii subsp. strangulata is the source of this 2259-nucleotide messenger RNA. The record is from RefSeq and is a predicted model, not a curated record. NCBI's taxonomy places the organism in Eukaryota, Viridiplantae, Streptophyta, Magnoliopsida, Poales, Poaceae.
CCAGUCUUCCUCCUCCCCGGUGACAGCUUCCCGCCGUAGCGCUCGGCUCGACGUUGCCCGGCCGGACGGUAGCUCGGCUCUGCCCAUCCCCGAGCGGGCGGAGCUCUGGGCCGCUGCCCGAAAUCUGGAGCCAGCUUUGGCGGCCGCUUAGCCGCCCCCAGGACCGGGACGCCAUCUCCGCCUUCAUCGCCGACCUCCGCUCGAUGGCUGUCCGUCUAUCGCCGCCGCCUCCGCCUCCUCCCCCCAAGCCGGAUAGGAGUCCUCGGCCUCUCUUCUGUCUUUUUAUUUUUCUUUGGGCUUGUUGAGCUGUGCCCUCAGCAAAACCUUGUGUACUUGUCCUGAGACUUGGGUGUGUGCGCUGUGAACUUCUCAUUGUAUGGGUGCUUUGUGGCGGUUUGCUUUAUCUAUAAAGUGGGGCGAAAGCCUUCUUCGGUAUUAUUUAUCCUGUAAAAUGAGUUUCAGUUCUUAGUGCAUAUGUGCCUGUUAUUUUAUUUUGUAUUUUUAAUGCAUCAUGUGAUUUUUUUAUCACUGCUAUUUGACCUUUCUUUCUUCUUUGUUGUUUCAAAGAUGACAGGUGCAACUGACAAUUUAGUCACACUUCAGAGAAUUGCAAGACAAUUGUUUGCAGCCUUGCAUGUUGAUGUGAAGGAAGUGCGGGGAGUUGGACUAAAAAUGUCAAAGCUUGAGCAUGCAGAUUUAGGUCGCGGAGUGAAGCACAACAAGGGAAUAUGCUUAAAUCAUGGCUUGGUUCAUCAUCUGAGAAGCUCAAGAAACAAUGCAGUGAGAGAACCUGCUUUCUUGGGAAGACUGAUGGUGCAGGAGCCUCUACCAGUGAGAUGCGAAAUUUGGGAAGCUCCAGACCAUCACUUACAGGUGUUGCAUCCCACUCGUCAAAGGUGAAGCUUACAAGUGGUAGGUUUACCAGAGUUCAUGCCGCUGAGUUGCCACCAUUAUCUGAACUUGAUUUGGAGGUCCUCAAGAACCUUCCUCCAGAGAUAAUAUCUGAAAUGAAUGACAUGUAUAAGGGAGAAUUGCAUGGUUUUCUGGGCACGAUAAAGGGCGAUGAAGGCAAGGAAAGCAAUUCAAAAUCUCGUGUUUUACCUGCCGUUAACCAGAACUCCAUACCUGUUUGUAAUGCAAGGUUGCACCAAUAAGGAGAGCGCACUGACUCCAUGCAUUUGGAGAAACGGAAUAAUAUUAAGGGGGCAUCAGACCAGGAGGUUCAAACUGCCCAUGCUUCGUGCUCAAGAGCCAAUGAAUUGAUUGAUACAGAGAGUGUCACACGGCUUGAUUUCAUGCCUAAUUCUCUAAGCCAGGCAGACUUCACAGUUUUGCAGGAAUUACCGGAGGAUGUCAAGGCUGAUUUGUUCAAUGUGCUUCCAUCACAUAGGCCAAUAGACCCUACAUGCCGCACUUCAAACGUUACUGAAAAUAAAUCUCUGAAGAAUGGAGGAACUGAUGAUCCAAAGAAUCCAGUGAUUUGUGUUCUGCCAGGAAGUUCUCAGAAAUGGGCCAAACAGUUCAGAGUUAGCAGUUCCCUACUAUUGAAUGCCAUUGCAGAGCAACACGCAAAUUCUAUCUCCAGUCAACCUCUAUCUUCAAUUUUAGAGCAUGUUGCUUCCCUCCUCCCUCUGUGUCCUACCUCAGGUAGCGAAGAAUGGAACGACACACUCUCCCGACUCUCUGUUCUUCUUACAGAGUAUAUACACCUGAAAGUUGAUUCUGAUAUUGAAGAGCUGUACAAAUGUUUCCUUCUUUUGAAAAGGUUCUUGUCAGCAUCUGAGCUUUUUCUGGAAUUGCACAAUAGCAUUAUUCCUUACUGCAGGACUCCAUCACUCAACAUUAUGGUGGGACACCGCGUCUCUAGUUUGAAGUUCAGGUAUUGCGGGCCGUUUGGUGAUAGAAAGGAUGGACAGAGGUGCGUGGGGGUCUGUGCCCUUGUUUAUCAGUGGCGACCAUGGAGUGUGAUGACUGCUCUCUUGUUCUGCGGAUAUGAACCGAAAUACUGAAUCAGGGGUUGGAAUGCGAACUUUCUCGCCACGCCAUGUAUAAAUGGGGAAUCAUGUACACCUGUAAAUAUUACCUUUUUUGUGAGAACUGUAAAUAUUACUUCUACAUGAAAGAUGGCACGAGCUGAUAUACGCAUGUCCUGCUUUGUAUGCAAUCGGUGUUGAGCACAAUCCAACUUGCAAACCUCAGAAAAGAUUCAUCUUUUUCUGAAUGUAUACCACGGUUAUGUCGUACAUAUGUAGUUUUAUA